CAACCUUUCAACUCGGAAGGUACCAUGAAAGUUCAGAAGACCGUCGACUAUUAUCUUAGACGGUGUUGCUGUUCUGGAGAAAUCUCAUUCGAGUUUGUAUGACUAGGGAGUUUUGAGUAAAAACCCAGUAGUCGACCUAUCUAGAGGAGAGAGGAGAAGAGAAAGAUUGAGAUCGAGAUUAUAUGAAAAAGAAACAAGGAGGACAAGUAAAAAAGGAAUAUACAGCGGGUGAGGUGUGGUGUGGUGAGGAGAUGAAAUAGUGAAGGGGCCGAGCAAGGAAAAGACGUUCUUUGCCUCUUUAGUAUUCAUGUGUUUGAACAAGCUGCGUUUUCAGGUAACUUCUAUCUUUAUGACAACUCAUGGGUUGUCGAGUUGUCCAUAUGGUAACUAUAAAACUCAGAGCAUAAUGAAUUCUUGUUUGAGUAAAAGAGUCCUGUAAGAGGUAAUCGAAUGUAUGCCAUACACAUCAGUACAGUACAAUUAUCUAAGGAAGUAGAAGAUCGGAAAUAACUGCAGGAAGUUCCCAGACUCUGGUCUCGACUGCUGUACUUGUAAUUAUGGCCCUGGAGUUACUAGCAGGGUCAGUAUUUGGAGUGUUGUAUGAUCGUGUUUCGCGAGCUGCGGACAGGAAAUCAGAGUUCAGAUACCUCCUCACUCAUAUGAAACGCACUCUAGAGUCUUUAACAGGACAGGCCAGAUUCAUUCGAGAGAUACGGGAGUUUAAUGAUGAAUUGAGUCUCCCCAACCAUGACAUAGCUGAUCUUGAAACACAAAUGAUCGAAGGCGCACAACUCGUUGGCAGGAUGUCCAGUUUUCGAAUGUACAACUAUUGCUGCAUGGAUGGUUGCCACGACAAACUUUAUGAAUUGAAUAGGUCUCUUGAUAGACUUUUAAACAAUCUGCAGCUGCAGCAAGCAAGGGAUGUGAAGGAGAUCUUGAAAUUGUCAAGGCAAAACCGUGAUGAUCUCGAUGAAAUGAAGGGUAUGUUGAAGAUGAUAUUGCAGCAGAUCAAUGAUCCUGAAAUGAAGGGUCUAGUGAAGAAGUUACUGGAGCAGAAUGCGGGGGACUCGACCGAGAGGUCGACCUCGGCUUCUGCAAGUAAUACAGAAAGAGAAGGGAGUGACGAAGCACAAGUGGAAUCAUUAGAAGGACUAUUAGAAGCUGCAUUUCAGGUUCUGUUUGAUGUCGUUAUAGAAGUGAAGGACAAGUCGACAUUGAUGCUUGGACCAAUUAUUGGACAUCUCAAAUCCACGCUAGACUGCUUAAAGCCAUUGAUUGAAGAUAUAUCACAGCAUAACAACAUGGCAUUGGAUCGCCCAAAGAAGGAACUAGAAGCUUUUGGAAUGCAAAUGAAGAGUGGUGCGGAGCUGGUUCGCGAGUGCUCGGAGGUUCAUAAAUGGACCAGCAACGAAACAUACAAAUUCGCCAGCCAACUUUUUGAAUUGGAUGAGUCUCUUCAAAGGCACUUAUGUGUACUAAUAGUGCAGGUAGCGAGAGAUGUGAAGGAGACCUCGGUUGUGUUAAGGAGUGUACGAGAGGUGGUGGAGAAAAUUGAAGGGAUAAGUGGUGUGGCAAAAAAACAACAACUUGCAUUGGAUAUGGUGGAGGUGAAUGAAAUAAGGGAUGUGAGGGAGACGACAUUGGUUUCAGCAAGGAAUGUAGAGGCAGAGUUGACAGUAGUGGAUGGCGACGUACCUGAACAACCAUCAUUUACAGCUGGAUUGGAUGUUCCUUCGGAGGAAUUGAGUAUGUCUAGAAAGAAGAAAAACUCGAAGAUGAAGCUUCUUAAGGAUGGGUGUCAAUGCUUGACCCGACGGUCAUUCUACAAGAGGAAGAGGGCUAGGGCCAGGGGAAGGGACUCGAACAGGUUAGACGCUUUGAAGAGUCUUCCAGUGAUGUUGAGGGAGUUCAGUUACAGGGAGCUAAAGAAAGCUACCAACAACUUUGACUUGAAGCACACUUUGGGUCAAGGUGGAUCUGUGGUUUACAGAGGACUGCUGUCGAAGGAAAAUCUUGAAGUGGCAGUGAAGAAGUGCUCCAGGCUAGAGAUCAAGGGUAAAGAGGAUUUCUUGGCUGACCUCACCAUUAUUUACCGGCUGCGCCACAAACAUAUUGUCCCAUUGCUGGGUUGGUGUCGCCAAAAGAAGAUGCUACUCAUAGUCCACGAGUUCAUGCCAAAUGGCAGCUUAGACAACCACCUAUUCUCCGGACCGGAAAAUACAACCCUAGAAUGGAACCAGAGGUACAAGAUCAUAUCUGGAGUGGCUUCAGUCCUACAUUACCUCCAGGAGUUCCGUUGCAAAGUAGUCCACAGAAAUAUCACGGCCAGCCACAUAAUGCUCGAUUCCCACUUCAACGCGCGCCUUGGCAACUUCGGCCUGAGAAGCGCAGAACCGGCCGAAGGUGUGACGGGCACAAUGGGAUACAUUGCCCCCGAGUGCUUCUUCACUGGAGAGAUGACCUGCGAGUCCGACGUGUACGGCUUCGGGGCGGUGGUUCUAGGAGUUGUUUGCGGUCAACGACCGUACACCGAAAUCGGAGGGUUUCAGUUUUUGGUUGAUUGGGUGUGGUCGUUGCAUAGAGAAGGACGUGUGCUUGAGGCCGUGGAUGAGAGGCUUGGAAAUGAGUAUGAUGUUGAAGAAGCGCAAAGACUUCUGCUUCUUGGGCUGGCCUGCUCUCAUCCCAUUGCUUACGAGAGGCCUAAGAGCCAGACCAUAGUCCAGGUUGUUUCCGGGUCUAUUCCAGCGCCCAAAGUCUCGCCUUUUAAACCGGCUUUCGUGUGGCCGCCCUUGCCAGAAGGAUCUGCAGCAUUGCCAAUCGACACUGCAGGUAACACUUGAUAUACCACUAUGUCUUGGCCUCUUGGCCAGAGUGCAAGCUUCCUGGACUGGCAUGGAAGAGCGGAAGAUUUGUGAGUCUUGUGACAGCGCUUCUCUGGUAUAAGAUUCUUUUGACAUCCUCUGUGAUCUGUCACAUAUGUUUUCAUCUUGUUUGUUUUUCGCUUGAGAUAUUGUGGCAUUUACAAUACAAAUGACAAUAUAGGAACGUUGAAUGA
Messenger RNA from Rosa chinensis, 3055 nucleotides. RefSeq names its product U-box domain-containing protein 32. The record is from RefSeq and is a predicted model, not a curated record. Bases 558 to 2840 code for a protein of 760 amino acids. Gene Ontology annotation, molecular function: protein kinase activity; ATP binding. The transcript has 4 exons. Gene Ontology annotation, biological process: protein phosphorylation. Gene Ontology annotation, cellular component: plasma membrane. Lineage: Eukaryota; Viridiplantae; Streptophyta; Magnoliopsida; Rosales; Rosaceae.